Molecule: messenger RNA, 7800 nt
Organism: Oncorhynchus keta (chum salmon)
Lineage: Eukaryota; Metazoa; Chordata; Actinopteri; Salmoniformes; Salmonidae
Product: serine/threonine-protein kinase SIK3 homolog
Biological process (GO): intracellular signal transduction; protein phosphorylation; microtubule cytoskeleton organization
Cellular component (GO): cytoplasm
Molecular function (GO): tau-protein kinase activity; ATP binding; protein serine/threonine kinase activity
Source: RefSeq, a predicted model, not a curated record
GCUGCGCAAGGCUGGUUGUUGUUCCCGCAGAGAGGCGAGAAGAUGGCGGCCGUGUCAAGCGGAGGUGCAGCUGGGUCCGCUGCGGCCGGGAUUACGCACUCUACCCGACCGGCCCACGCAGGCAUGGGCGCCCAGAACCGAGCACAGCCAUCCUCUGGGAUCAGCCACUCCAAUCGACCGGCCGCGGGGUGCAUCACCAACCCCGGCCACCCCUCGUCCGGCAGGCCCCCCCUAGCCCGAGUGGGCUACUACGAAAUCGAGCGGACCAUCGGCAAGGGAAAUUUCGCCGUUGUUAAAUUAGCAACACACAUCAUCACCAAAGCAAAGGUGGCCAUCAAAAUAGUGGACAAGACCCAGCUGGACGAUGAAAACCUGAAGAAGAUCUUCAGGGAGGUGCAGAUCAUGAAGAUGCUAAGGCACCCCCACAUCAUUCGUCUCUACCAGGUGAUGGAGAAUGAGAAGAUGAUCUACCUAGUAACAGAGUAUGCCAGUGGUGGGGAGAUUUUCGACCACCUGGUGGCCCACGGCAGGAUGGCGGAGAAGGACGCUCGGCGGAAGUUCAAGCAGAUCGUGGCGGCCGUCCACUUUUGCCACUGCCGCAACAUCGUCCACCGAGACCUGAAGGCCGAAAACCUGCUCCUGGACCACAACCUCAACAUCAAGAUUGCAGAUUUUGGCUUCAGUAACCUGUUCUCCCGAGGCCAGCUGCUAAAGACCUGGUGUGGAAGUCCUCCCUAUGCAGCCCCAGAGCUCUUCGAAGGGAAGGAGUACGACGGACCCAAAGUGGAUAUCUGGAGUUUGGGUGUGGUGCUGUAUGUUCUGGUGUGCGGUGCCUUGCCUUUUGACGGCAGCACCCUUCAGAACCUGAGGGCCCGGGUGCUGAGUGGGAAGUUCCGCAUCCCCUUCUUCAUGUCCACAGACUGUGAGUACCUGAUCCGACACAUGCUGGUGCUGGAGCCCAGUAGACGCCUCUCCAUGGAGCAGAUCUGUAAGAACAAGUGGAUGAAGCAGGGAGACCCCGACCCAGAGUUUGAGAGGUUGAUCGUGGAAUGUGAGCAGGUGAAGUCUGAGCGGGAGACAGAGCUCAUUAACGAGCAGGUGCUGAUGGCCAUGUCUGAGAUGGGACUGGACCGCGAGCGUACGCUCCAGUCUCUGCACACUGAUGCGUACGAUCACUACAGCGCCAUCUACAGCCUGCUCUCUGACCGCCUGAAGAAACACAAGACCCUGCGCAUGGCCCCGCCAACGCCCCGCCCCAUUGUCUACCCUCUCAACGCUGUACAGACGGAUCAGCAGGGUAAUCCUGUUAGCAUGAAUGUCCCACACGUCCAGCUGAUCAACCCAGAGAACCAGAUCGUUGAGCCAGACGGAAACAUGGCCCUGGACAGUGAUGACGCGGAGGAGCCGUCUCCAGAGGCCAUGGCUCGCUACCUGUCCAUGAGGCGUCACACUGUGGGCGUCCCAGACCCCAGGACUGAGAUGCAGGAGGAUCUGCAGAAGCUGCCCCCUGGGUUCCCCCGUGUGGCCCCGCAGCCCCCCUUCCCCAUGCCCCCCACCAUGGGCCACAUGCACACACUGAUGCCCAUCCAGAACCCACACCUGCAGCCCACACAGCAGCUGGAAUACAAGGAGCAGUCCCUGCUGCAGCCCCCCACCCUGCAGCUGCUGAAUGGCAUGGGACCCCUGGGCCGUAGGGCCUCGGACGGCGGGGCCAACAUCCAGCUGCACGCCCAGCUACUGAAGAGGCCACGUGGACAGUCCCCUCUGGUUGCCAACCCUCACCCAAUCCCGGCUGUGGCUCCGGUGGAUGAGGAGGGUUCUGACGGGGAACCCGACCAAGAGGCGGUGCAGAGGUACUUGGCGAACCGCUCCAAGCGGCACACGACGCACGCGCUCAUGAGCACAGCGCACGGCGCUGAGCCACUGGCAGACUCGCAGAGGCCCCAGGGCUCCCGGCAGAGGGGGUGGGUCCCGGAGCAGCACUGCCGGUCCAGCUACAAGGACUGUAACACCCUGCACUUGCCCAUGGAGCGUUUCUCCCCCGUGAGGCGCUUCUCCGAUGGGGCGACCACAAUCCAGGCCUUUAAGGCCCACCUGGAGAACAGCAGCCUCAUCAGGCAGCUCAAACAGGAGUGUGAGCAGCUGCAGAAGAUGUACGCUUGCCCCCAGGACGAGAGGCUGCUUGAGCACACACAACAACAGCAUUUCCUGUACCAGCAGGAGCAGCAGAUUCUACACCAGCAGAUACAGGCCCUGUCUUUGGGACACGGAGAGUGCCAGCCCAGUCACCUUACCCACCAGCUCCAGAGGUUGCGUAUCCAGCCCUCCAGUCCACCGCCUACACAUGCCAGCAACCACUUGUUCAGACAGCCCAAUCAGAGUCCCCCUCCAACAGCGAUGAUGCAGGGCCAUGGUGUGCCAUCAGCGGUUCAGUACCAGCACGGCCCCGCCCUCUAUCAGCCCUCCAGCGGGAGUCCUCCCCCUUGCGGCCUGCGCCCCGUCACCCUGCCUCCGCAGCAGCAGCCCUGCUCCUCCUCCUGUGGCGGGGGUGUACCCAUGCCCCAGCAGCAGCCCUGCUCCUCCUCCCGUGGGGGGGGCGUCCCCAUGCCCCAGCAGCAAGUGACUAUCCAGGUGCAGGAAGUGGAGCUGGGAGGGGGCGGGGCCCAACAGCGCCAGCAGCAUGCCUUCCUUUCCACUCCGUGCGCCCACCGGGUCCUGGGGAAGCAGCUGAGUGCAGACAACGCCGAGACCCACAGUCGCAGCCUCGGACGGUUCAACACAUACGACCAGGCCGCCUUCAACAACCCCCAUCUGUUCAGUGAGGGAUCUCGGGCCUCGGGGGUGGUGGGUGGCUACAACCCCUACCUCCAGGGGACCUCCCUUAAGGUGCCAGGCAUGGAGGCCUACCAGGGUGCGGUGGUCGGUGGGGCCGGAGGCGGGGGCUACGGGAGCCCCUCUGCCCUGCAGCAGGCUCUCCUAUCCCCCACCCUGGAGUACCGGCCCCAGCAGCACGUCACCCCCACCCUACAGGGUCUCCUCCCCCGCCACUCCCUGACGGGCCACGCCGACCCCCGCCUGCCCCCCCAGGACCUGGCCUCCUUACUGAAGAGGCAGAGCCCUCGACCGGCACCCCCCACGCCCCCCAAUGUGCCCCAGGACUACGGGGAGAUGCUGCUGCGCCAGCUCGGCCAAGGGGAGUCUCUGGAGCCGGGGAGCCCCUACCAACACCUCCUCCAGAUCAUGCCCCUAGACGUCCAGCCCCCCAGCCUACCCCACUCUGAGAGCAUGGAGGAGGAUGACCUGCCGCCCGGCUACCAUGAGGGCCUCCUGGCCAAGGCCCAAGGCUGUGGGGAUGGCCAUGACCUACUGGGCCCCCCCCGGGGAGGGACGCCCCCCUACAACUCCCCCACACACAGACACUGCUACAUCAGAAGCACCACCACGACCAGAGACAAUGAGCAUGUUGACUGCAGGACCCAGGGGCAGCAGGUUAUGGAGCAGGGCGUGCCUGACCAUAAUGGAGUGGGCUACUCCACCAGGGUCCCCCAGGGGGACGGCUAUCGGCCCCGGGGCCAGCUACAGCGCCACCACACCAUCCAGACCAGCGACGACGCCUAUGACCAGGCCGAGCCCAUGACUGGGAUGAGCCUAUUGGCUGGCAAGGCUCUGAGCUCCGCCCGCAUGUCUGACAUCCUCAACCAAUCACCUCUGACAGGAAGCCAGCAGCUCCACCAGCGGGAAGAGUCGGUAUGUGACGUGGAGGGAGAGCUCCACGCUGGAGCCUGCUACCCGUCGUCCUGCACCAGCAACAUCCUUCACAGCUACAAACCCCCAGACCUGCAGUACAGCAUGGAGCAAGCUGGGGUCUAACACAGGAGCGUGUCCUGUGUAUAAAGGUCCACAUCAGCCACCUGUGUUGAGCAGCAUCACGCCAAACCGCCAUUGUCUGUCUGGAGGGGGCACUCUCUGUCAGUCCUGGGGGAGGGCAGGCUGCAGUCCAGGGUGGGUGGGCGGGGAUUGGCUGGGUGAGGGGAGUGGGUCCAAUGCCAGCAUUCUGUUCUGCACAGCCAUCUAGCAAGCAUUGCCAUCAUUGGCUCUCUCCAUUUCUGCUCUUCCACCCGAUUGGAUAGAUUGGGCUCUGCCACCCCCAUUCACUUCUUCCUUCCUACCCCUUGUGGUCCCCCUCCCCCAACUGUUGCCAUAGCAACAUACUCAUGCGCCUCAAUGUCCCAGGCAGUCAUACAGGCAAAAUAUAUAGAUCACAUAAACAUACACGUGCAAACACUCAGCCACAAACCCAAAGUAUUCACACCAAGUCUGUGCGUGGGGAUUCCUGUGAGGUUCUGUCCGCUCCUCCCUCUCCCCUCCGCUGUAUUCCGGUGGACCAUUCCGGAGCGGACUGUGAUCUCAGAUCCUAUGAGGCUCUCUCUCAGAAUGACCCAUUACGUUGGGCUUGCGGGGAUGGGUUUGGUUCAGGCUCAGGGGUGCUAAAAAAACAAACAAUGGAGCUCAGUGACAUCGAGGAUUGCACAGCACAACCAGCUCUCAUUUUUACAUUUUAUUUUCCUGUUCUGUCAUUCUUUAUCUUAAUUGUUUUUAAAAUUAAUUUUUACGGCUAAUGUUCAUCUAAAAGUUAUGAUCAUUAUUGUUACUAUUAUUGUUAUUACUGUUUACUGUAAAAUAAGUUUUUAUUGUUAUUAUGAUUAUAAUGACCAUUAUUAUUAAAGGAAAAAAAAUGUUCUGUGUUGCAAGGAGGACAACAUUUUAGUUUUGAUUACUUAUGUAAUUCUGCACUUUCAGUUCAAUGCUAUCUUUUAUUCUUCUCCCUGUUUACCCUCUCAUACUGCCUGUUCCUUUUCUCACUCCCUUGUUCUCUCAUGUUUUAUGCCCUUCUUUCCCCCCCACCGCUGUUCUUCAUUCCAUCCUUCCUCCCUCUUUUUCCACUCCCCAUCGCUCCCCUGCCCCCUCUUGUGACUGUGGCAUUGUGGGUAGUUUUAACUGACAUUCUUCCCCUUCCUCCUCUGUACAGCGACACCAUGUAUAGAUUGCAAUUUCUGUAUCAUAUUUUUGGGGGGAGGUGUUGGGGAGGCAUUUUUAUAUUGUUAUUAUUUUGUAUUUUUUGAUGUCUUCAGAUGUCAUAUUUCUUUUAUUUUUUUAAUUUGGGGGGGAAUAUUGAGAUUUUUAGCCAAAAGAGUACAGGGAGAAGUCUCCUUCAUUGUCAUAAAAAAAUAUUGUUCUUAUUGUUUUAUUAUUGAGACACUUGAAGAGGAGAGUGAUUAUUUGUGUUACUUUUUAUCAUUUCAAUCAUUGAUGCAGUUGCCAUUGUUAUCGUUCUCUGCUUUUUGGGGGUAGAUUUUGCAGGCAAGGGGUUGUAGGGUGGUUCGGUGCUGGGAGUGCAGUAAAUGAAAUGGAGGGGAACUGUAAUAUACAGUCCUUUGCGAAAGUAUUCGGCCCCCUUGAACUUUGCGACCUUUUGCCACAUUUCAGGCUUCAAACAUAAAGAUAUAAAACUGUAUUUUUUUUGUGAAGAAUCAACAACAAGUGGGACACAAUCAUGAAGUGGAACGACAUUUAUUGGAUAUUUCAAACUUUUUUAACAAAUCAAAAACGGAAAAAUUGGGCGUGCAAAAUUAUUCAGCCCCCUUAAGUUAAUACUUUGUAGCGCCACCUUUUGCUGCAAUUACAGCUGUAAGUCGCGUGGGGUAUGUCUCUAUCAGUUUUGCACAUCGAGAGACUGAAUUUUUUCCCAUUCCUCCUUGCAAAACAGCUCGAGCUCUGAGGUUGGAUGGAGAGCAUUUGUGAACAGCAGUUUUCAGUUCUUUCCACAGAUUCUCGAUUGGAUUCAGGUCUGGACUUUGACUUGGCCAUUCUAAAACCUGGAUAUGUUUAUUUUUGAACCAUUCCAUUGUAGAUUUUGCUUUAUGUUUUGGAUCAUUGUCUUGUUGGAAGACAAAAUCUCCGUCCCAGUCUCAGGUCUUUUGCAGACUCCAUCAGGUUUUCUUCCAGAAUGGUCCUGUAUUUGGCUCCAUCCAUCUUCCCAUCAAUUUUAACCAUCUUCCCUGUCCCUGCUGAAGAAAAGCAGGCCCAAACCAUGAUGCUGCCACCACCAUGUUUAACAGUGGGGAUGGUGUGUUCAGAGUGAUGAGCUGUGUUGCUUUUACGCCAAACAUAACGUUUUGCAUUGUUGCCAAAAAGUUCAAUUUUGGUUUCAUCUGACCAGAGCACCUUCUUCCACAUGUUUGUGUAUCCCAGGUGGCUUGUGGCAAACUUUAAAUGACACUUUUUAUGGAUAUCUUUAAGAAAUGGCUUUCUUCUUGCCACACUUCUAUAAAGGCCAGAUUUGUGCAAUAUACGACUGAUUGUUGUCCUAUGGACAGGGUCUCCCACCUCAGCUGUAGAUCUCUGCAGUUCAUCCAGAGUGAUCAUGGGCCUCUUGGCUGCAUCUCUGAUCAGUCUUCUCCUUGUAUGAGCUGAAAGUUUAGAGGGACGGCCAGGUCUUGGUAGAUUUGCAGUGGUCUGAUACUCCUUCCAUUUCAAUAUUAUCGCUUGCACAGUGCUCCUUGGGAUGUUUAAAGCUUGGGAAAUCUUUUUGUAACCAAAUCCUGCUUUAAACUUCUUCACAACAGUAUCUCGGACCUGCCUGGUGUGUUCCUUGUUCUUCAUGAUGCUCUCUGCGCUUUUAACGGACCUCUGAGACUAUCACAGUGCAGGUGCAUUUAUACGGAGACUUGAUUACACACAGGUGGAUUGUAUUUAUCAUCAUUAGUCAUUUAGGUCAACAUUGGAUCAUUCAGAGAUCCUCACUGAACUUCUGGAGAGAGUUUGCUGCACUGAAAGUAAAGGGGCUGAAUAAUUUUGCACGCCCAAUUUUUCAGUUUUUGAUUUGUUAAAAGUUUGAAAUAUCCAAUAAAUGUUGUUCCACUUCAUGAUUGUGUCCCACUUGUUGAUUCUUCACAAAAAAAUACAGUUUUAUAUCUUUGUUUGAAGCCUGAAAUGUGGCAAAAGGUUGCAAAGUUCAAGGGGGCCGAAUACUUUCGCAAGGCACUGUAGCUGACAUAUCAUCCCCAUCAUCAUCAUAAGACAUUUAGAGGUGGAGAGAGAAAGAACCCAUCUCUCCUCACUCCCCCAAUCUGCAGUGGUACCCUCCGUCUCCGACCUCAUCGCCCCCCUUAUUGGCCGGCACACAAUGGACAUUGCUUCUCCUCCCGACUCUGGCCCCGCUACGGCCAAAUCUCCAGGAGGAGACUACUACUCUGCACAUAUGCUGCCUCCCUUUUCUAUCUCUUUCUCGCUCUCAGUCCCUCCCUUUGUCACAUGAUCAGCAAGGGAGACCUACUCCAGCCCCAAUACUGGAUUCAGUCCUCCAAUGCUUCAGAAGGAGAGAAAUGAGGAACUGACCAUAAGCUGAGCGGUCUCGAGUUUUGACCCCAACGCAGUAUGUACAGCUCAGAUAGUGAGCGCAGGGUUUGGGAGAAUGAUCCGCCCACCUAUCCUCCCCCUUGUCCGCAAGGACUCCCAGUGCAUCAUGGUCCAGCGAGGGACUGUGUGUGUGUUGCUGAUGAGGGACCACCUCCUCGUUUUCUUCUUCCUUAUCUGUUUCUGUCUGACUUCCCCCUCAUCGUCUGUAAACCACCUCUCUGCUCGGCACCUGUAUCCUAUGUUCUCUUUUUCUAUCCUUUCAUUUUUUACAUUUUUUUUUUUAGUACAAAAAUACUAAAGUGCAACAAUGAUUAAAUAGAAUUCCAACCAAACUGAGAUGAAUUAAAUAAAUAUAUAUAAAUAAAUAAUUUAAAAAGACAA